Molecule: messenger RNA, 1083 nt
Organism: Penicillium waksmanii
Lineage: Eukaryota; Fungi; Ascomycota; Eurotiomycetes; Eurotiales; Aspergillaceae
Product: aldo/keto reductase
Exons: 4
Coding region: 1-1083 (360 amino acids)
Source: RefSeq, a predicted model, not a curated record
AUGGAUUUUUCUUCUCUACAUCAAGCCCACAAGGGCAUCAAGCACACCAAUCUUGGGAAAUCCGGUCUUAAGAUCUCUCAAGUUGUUCUAGGUGCCAUGUCGUUUGGUUCAGUCGACAAGUGGACGAUCCCCGAAGAACAAGCAUUGCCAAUUAUCAAGCAUGCCUUUGACAAUGGACUCAACACAUGGGAUACGGCCGAUGUCUACGCCUUCGGGGAAUCUGAGCGCAUCCUUGGCAAAGCACUCAAGACAUAUAACAUUCCUCGUGAACGGGUUGUGAUUCUUUCCAAAUGCUAUGGUGGAGUUCCAGCUCCGGGAGAGCUUGAUGGCUUGUCGGAAUUUGAAACGAUUGCCCGGCUAGCUAUCAACGAGGGUGUCAUGGCGAACCGUGUUGGACUAUCUCGCAAACACAUAUUCGAUGCGGUAGAUGCUAGCGUCGCGAGACUAGGUACUUAUCUGGAUGUCCUUCAGAUUCAUCGAUUCGACCGCGAAACUCCCGGCGAGGAAAUCAUGCGAGCACUCAAUGAUGUUGUCGAGAGCGGCAAAGUUCGAUACCUUGGCGCAAGCUCGAUGGCUACUUGGGAGUUCCAAGCCUUGAACAAUAUCGCUGAGAAGAACGGCUGGCACAAGUUUAUCAGCAUGCAAGACCAUCAUUCGCUUCUCUAUCGAGAGGAAGAGCGUGAAAUGUUCCCCUACUGCCGCGACGCAGGAAUCGGUAUUAUUCCUUGGUCACCACUGGCACGUGGCCUUCUGACUCGACCUUUCACUGCGGCUGGAGAAAAGACUGUGCGGGAAGGGGAUGACAUUACUGCAGAAAUGAUGAUCGGCAAAACCACGGACAUUGAUAUCGCUAUCAUCGGUCGUGUCGAAGAGCUGGCGCGCAGAAAGAAUUGCAGUAUGGCGCAGGUCGGCAUCGUGUGGUGCCUGGCCAAGGGUGUGAACCCCAUUGUCGGGCUUUCCAGUACCAAAAGAGUCGAUGAGGCAGUUCAAGCCAUCGAACUGUUCGAAGAUGGACUCUUGAGCAAGGAAGACUUGAAGUACCUGGAAGAGCUAUACACCCCGAAGGCUAUCGUGGGAUACUAG